ACCAACAGUUAAUAAUAAACCCAAACGCCUCAAAAGGCUGCAAAACAUUUAAGCAAAUCCACAGAGACCGAUCGAUCAGUUGCACAAAACAUGGCCGGCGGAGUUGCUGUUAGUCGUCUCACCGAGGAACGAAAAGCUUGGCGAAAAAAUCAUCCUUAUGGUUUUGUGGCGAAGCCUGAAUCUGUUGGUGAUGGGUCCGUCAACAUGAUGGUCUGGCAAUGCAUAAUCCCGGGGAAGGUUGGGACUGAUUGGGAAGGUGGAUAUUACCCUCUUACCCUCAAAUUUAGUGAAGAUUAUCCAAGCAAACCACCAGUCUGUAAAUUCCCUCAAGGGUUCUUCCAUCCUAAUGUUUAUUCAUCUGGAAUGGUUUGUCUAUCUAUCCUCAAUGAAAGCAGUGGAUGGAGACCCGCAAUUACAGUCAAACAAAUUCUCGUCGGGAUCCAAGACUUGUUGGACACCCCUAAUCCCGCCUCUCCGGCCCAAAACGAAGCAUAUAGUUUCUUUGUCAAGGAUUUGGCCGAGUACAAGAGAAGAGUCCGACAGCAGGGCAAGCGUUAUCCGCCAUCGGACUAGAUGUAAUUCAUGGUAGCUUGAUAUCAUUUGUAGUGCGACUAUAUUUUUGUGCAGAACCCGUUGUGAGUUGAAUUUGUUCUGGCGCGUUACCUGACCCGCCCAUUUUGCCAUUUCUUGGUUUAAGUCGUAAACUACAAACUUUUUAGUCGCC
Helianthus annuus (common sunflower) is the source of this 724-nucleotide messenger RNA. RefSeq names its product SUMO-conjugating enzyme SCE1. Gene Ontology annotation, molecular function: SUMO conjugating enzyme activity. Gene Ontology annotation, cellular component: nucleus. The transcript has 5 exons. Lineage: Eukaryota; Viridiplantae; Streptophyta; Magnoliopsida; Asterales; Asteraceae. Gene Ontology annotation, biological process: protein sumoylation. The record is from RefSeq and is a predicted model, not a curated record. Bases 91 to 573 code for a protein of 160 amino acids.